GGAGCCUCCUCCUCAUCCCCAGAAGAUGUAUGGCACAAAGGAGGACCUUGCCCCAUGAGCCACUUCUGCCCAGAAGGGACCAGCUACCCCUUUCCCUGCCUUGCAGGGACUUACAACAACCUCACCAGACAAGCUGCGUGUUUGCCGUGUGCAGCUGGCUACUACUGCCCUGAAAACACCACCAGCUACUAUGCCUACCCCUGCCCACCUGGCUUCUACUGCCCCAAAGCAACAAGGUUCGCUACUGAGUUUCCUUGCCCCCGAGGUUACUAUAACCCUGACCCCAUGACCCAGAGCCUGGACAGCUGCCUGCCCUGCCCUCCAGGGCACUACUGUGGGAAGGAGAAUUUAACGACUGUGUCGGGGAAGUGUGAUGCAGGCUGGUUCUGUGUGUCGGCUGCAUGGACCCCACAGCCUUUCGACCUGGAUAAUUACACCAAUGCCAACUGCCUGUGUCCAGCCACAGCCACCGGAGGGAAGUGCAUGGCUGGAUUCUACUGCCCCGCGGGCAGCCUGGAGCCCAUUCCCUGCCCUCCAGGGUUUUACUGCCAUGCGUCAGGUCUGUCUGAGCCCAGCGGGGAAUGUGCUACCGGCUUUUAUUGCACGGGAGGAGCAUCCAGCCCUAAACCGACUGAGGGUGUCACUGGGAAUAUCUGUCCCCUGGGCAGCUACUGCGCUGCGGGGUCAACAAUGCCCAGGCUCUGUCCACCUGGCACCUUUUCCAACCUGCUAGGGCAGAGCAUGGUUUCUCAAUGCCAGAUUUGUCCCUCUGGAUUUUACUGUGCGGGUUCCGGCCUCAGUGCCCCCACUGGAGAGUGCCAGGAAGGUUAUUACUGUGACAACAGCCAAGGGCCAGUCAGUGAUUUCACCCUUUACCCAUGCCCACAGGGCUUUUAUUGCCCCCCUGGGACUCACCAGAGCACUCAGUACAGCUGUCCCCCAGGUACUUUUGGUUCCAGGCAGAAGUUGAAGAAUAUCCAGGAAUGUCAGGGAUGUCCACCUGGAAAAUAUUGUGAGUUUCCUGGGCUCUCAGCCCCCACAGGGGACUGCUCUGAAGGAUUCUGGUGCAAGGGAAGUGCCCAAGUAAGAGACCCUAUAGAUGGAAUAACAGGGCUCCUAUGUCCUCCUGGACAUUAUUGUCUUGCAGGAACACCCACUCCAUCUCUGUGCCCACAUGGCACCUGGUCAAGCAACGAAGGGAAUAAGAAUCUACGGGGAUGCCAGCCUUGUCCUGGAGGACGCUACUGCAACAGCACUGGACUGGUAACACCAUCAGGACACUGCAGCCCAGGGUUUUACUGCACAGUGGGAGCCAGAACACCAGCACCCACCGAUGGUCUCUCAGGAGCUCCAUGCCCCGUGGGACACUCCUGUCCCCUGGGAAGCCAGAGUCCCGUCCCCUGCUCCCCUGGCACUUACAUGCCACAGACACAUGGAGAAGAGUGCUACAUCUGCCCAGAGGGUAAAUACUGUGUCCCUCUUCAGAAGCCACAAUUAUGUCCUAAAGGCUUCUUCUGCCCCAAAGGAACAGGUCUAGAUUGGCAGCCUUGCCCACCAGGGACCUACAGCCCCGAGCAAGGGCUGGAGAGCAGCACUGGGUGCAGAGUUUGUGAUGGAGGGAAGUUCUGUCUGUACCAUAAUGCGACAGACGUCAGGCUGGCCCUUGUCCUCCAGGCCACUACUGUCCAAGAGGCACUGCUGUCCCCAGCCGUUGUCCUGUGGGAACCUUCAGCAUGA
Pelodiscus sinensis (Chinese soft-shelled turtle) is the source of this 1737-nucleotide messenger RNA. The record is from RefSeq and is a predicted model, not a curated record. Lineage: Eukaryota; Metazoa; Chordata; Testudines; Trionychidae.